AUGCCUAUUCGCAACCCUUUUACCCGCCGUCCGGGCCCUGCUAUCGUCUCUCCAGCUGGCGACGGGGACGUGCAAUCAGACGGCCAGAACCCGUCGCAUCCUGGGUUCGAGAAGCAGGACACUGUCGGUUCCAAGGCCUCGUCGUCGCUGAGCGUCAUGAGCUCCAAGAGCCAGGACAAUGGUGAAUACAAAAUGAGCGUCGUCAAUGACAGUGGGGUCUACCUACCGCCAUCCCCGACUGAAGAAAAGGGCCUUUGGCCGCGCAAGUACCUUGGCUCAGGUCGUAAUUCGACAGACACCCGUAAUGACUCUGGCGAGAUCGAGCAUUUCUCAAUCUCGAGAGAAUCUUUUGACUCUUACAGGCGAUCAUUUGAUAUCACAGCACGCUCCCCCAUUCCCCAAAACGACUUCCCAGCACGGCAGAGCCUUGAUUCAGCCCGUUACCCGCGACUACCUCGAUCCGCGAUUGACAGAAAACGGGACCUCCCCACCGCCGACGAAGGCUUUGAGGACGUAGGCCUGGAUGAUCAGAAGCAUCAACAUCAGCAAGGCCGCAUGCGCGGUCUGUUCUCUCGCUUCGGCGACUCGGACCACAAAGAGCCGAGCGCCAACUCGCCCAACUCGAGCGUUACGCGAUUCCUGUCUGGUGCGGGAAGGAAGCGCGGCCAGAGUGGGCAAGGCUCGGAACUGGGCACCAUCGAGCGACCCAAGUCGGCAGCCUCGGUCGAGACCACUGAGGUCCGCUGA
This is a messenger RNA of Colletotrichum higginsianum IMI 349063, 747 nucleotides long. RefSeq lists its product as uncharacterized. The record is from RefSeq and is a predicted model, not a curated record. NCBI's taxonomy places the organism in Eukaryota, Fungi, Ascomycota, Sordariomycetes, Glomerellales, Glomerellaceae. The transcript is spliced from 4 exons. Bases 1 to 747 code for a protein of 248 amino acids.